Messenger RNA from Dalotia coriaria, 4092 nucleotides. It is a transcript of the gene FANCI, whose product is annotated as Fanconi anemia complementation group I. NCBI's taxonomy places the organism in Eukaryota, Metazoa, Arthropoda, Insecta, Coleoptera, Staphylinidae. Gene Ontology annotation, molecular function: DNA polymerase binding. The record is from RefSeq and is a predicted model, not a curated record. Gene Ontology annotation, biological process: DNA repair. The coding region runs from base 143 to 4033 and encodes 1296 amino acids. The transcript has 9 exons.
GAAGCCCGCUCUAAUUCAACAAGUGCAGUUGGUCACAUUUUGAGGUUAGCCGCUCAGGGAAAUUUGAAUCGUUAAUCAUAAAAAAGAAAAAAGUAACAAUUUCAAAACAGUGGCAAUCUUUUUAAAGACUGUAUAAACAACUAUGGCGUUCCGUGCAACAGUUUUCCAACUAGCCAAGGCGGGCAACAUUGAAGCUCUUCAAGAGAUAGUUCAAGAAACGAGAACAGAAACGAUCCAUCUAGAGUUAGAGAAGUUGAUUCAAACUGAAAAAUUUAACAAAUUCUUGGAAUAUUUAUUUCUCGCAUUUGAUUGUGAUGCUGAGUGGACAGUGACAAAGAAAACUAAGGUCAUUGUAAAGUGUUUAAAGCUUCUGCAGCAAGUACAAAUUGACGAUGACAAACAUCGACAAAUUCUUAAUCAGAUUAGUGAUCAAAUAAAUGGAGGCAUGCUCAAGCCUCAGCAUUUGAUUAAAAUAUGCAAUAUUUUACUCGAAGGAGUUGAAAAACCCAAUAAAAACGACAGUUGGCAAUACUUAAUACCAGGAAUAUUGAAUGAAAUAAGUCUGUGUGAUAAACUUGAAUAUCAAGAUGAUUUAAUGGCUGGAAACGACUACAAUGUUGAAGUUAUAAAAAAAUUAUUAGAGAUGAAAUGGUCUAAGGAUAACAUUGUUUUGCUGGCAGAAAUGUUUUUAAAUGUGGAACUUACACCGGAGGAAAACCGGAGAGUAAUUUCAAAGUUUAUGGGAUGUAUUAAAUGUCUGGAUCCUGAUACAAUUCCACCACUCAUGUACCAUCUUUUGAAACUAGCCUCCUCUAGUGGGCCACAACUUCUGCUAAGCCUUCAACAACACUACGGGGGUAUUAUAUACGACCGCAGGAGUUAUCUCGGAUCGGUGUACAGUGAAUCUUAUAACACGGAUAUGUCAAAUACGGAUCGACUGCACAACAAGUUGAUUGAAAGCGAAGGCAAUGUUUUCUAUCACAUCUCAAGGCUGGUUUCCUGCAAAAGUGUGCAGAAUUAUCUUGAGUUCUUGAAGAACUCGGCUAAACUUUAUGAAAUCAUUUUGCAUCCAUUCAAUUUUACGCUUUUGGUGAUAAUCGCCACCGAACACGAGAUUCCCGAAUUGAUUGAUGUUAUCAAAUCGGCAAUGAUUCGAUAUUAUAUUGAGGAAGAAAUGCGGAACAGAUGCUUUUUCAAUGAACUUAUUUCACAUCAUUGCGAUUUGAGUACCGUAAUAAAACAGGCGAUUGAUAACAGCAGAAAUGAUCGUGAUGUUGUUAUCACAGGCCUGGUUAAUGUGUCAUUUGUAUUGUUAACUUCUAUGCCUCAAAUAGGGAGUGAAGAUGCGUACGCGAAGUUAGGUCGAACCGCAACGUUUAUUUUGAUUCGCAUUGUUGAGAGUAGAACUGAUAUGGUGAAAAGUGUUAUUACCGGUUUGAAGGAUGCUCUAUACAUUGGUCGCAAUGCUUCUUUAAUAAUUGAUUGUUUUGCCAAGAUUGCGACGAAGUUUAAAUAUUUCAUGAUUCAAAACAUGCCGCUAGUGAUGGAGUUUUUCAAUUAUUUUAAUUACAUGUCAAACUAUGAGGCCAAUGCUUUUUUGGAAGUAAUGAUGAACAUGGCGCGCCAUCGCCCUAGCAUCAAAGAACAUGCAAUGGUGAUGCUUCAGAAGUCAUGCUAUGCCAAUAAACUUGAGUCGCAAAUGAAUGUGGUAACAACAUACCUGAAGUUGUUAAAGUAUCUUAAGAUUUCUUCGGGUUCUUCUUUGAGUCAACCUUCCCAAAGUUCACAAGUGUCAAUUUCGACUCAAAUUUCAUUAUCGCGUACUUUUAACUCAUCACAGUGCACGUUCAGCAAUGAGGCAAUUUGCAAAGAGGUCAUCGAAAAUCUGCAACGCGUUUUCCGUUUACAAGUAGAAGCGCAAGUGCAUAUGUUUAAAGGACUAACUGGAGCAGUCGAAGAGAAUCCCGAGCUUAACACCAGCAUUUGGGAUUUCUUAUGGCAAGCGGUUAUUGAAUUACGUAAUACUACGGGGGUGUUACCACCGAUCAACUUCGAAAAUAUCAGCAAACUGGAUGGCAACGAUUGGUUACCGAUUCGGUCCGUGUCACAUAUGGUUAUGGCACUUGCCCAAUUAUUUAUUCAUUUACCUGAAAAUGCAAUUGAGAACUACCGAACAGACUUUGAUAGCAUUGUUUCCGAAAUGAUUAAUUGUGACGUUGAACAUUUUACAUACGACCAAGAUAUCGUCCUGACUGAUGGUUCCGCAGAAGCUCAGAUGCAAAUUUAUGUCUUUCAUGAAGCUCUGAACACAUACGACGCAUUUAUGACUUAUUACAUUCUUUCAUGGUCGCGCGAAUCGGAGAAUCCUGAGCAAGUAAUAAGAAAUUUGUUCAAAGCCCAUAAACGUCUCGGUGAUUAUCUACGACAGUAUCAGAAAAGCAAAAAGAAGGACACGAGUGUAAGCCGGUCUUCCGUUACCAUUUCUUCAAGAUCUGGCACUGGCGGUAAAAAAAUAAAACUGCCAAAUUCUAUUAUGCCGCUUCAUUGUCUAGACAAAGCCAUUGAGCUAUUGUACAGUGAUUCUGUAUCGUGGGCCGGAAGCGCAGAUGUUCUAAAAGUGUUGGUAUCAUUCCAUCAUUAUAUUCUAGAGUCGUUCAUUAACACAGCGCAAACAACGAAACAAUGCAAAAACUUUCCACUAGAUGCAAAACAUUAUUGCCAAAAACAUUUUCAAUCCAUCGAAAAUAAUUUAUUUACCUACUGUGUUUUGAAGCAAGAACAAUUGCGCGAAUUUGAUUGUACAACUGCUGCUUUAACACUAGAAGCAUUUUAUCAAGUUCUAGUCAUAUCACAAUAUAUUAGUGACAAAACCCAGGAAACUUUGUCACAAACCAUUUUUGAGUCUGAUGAAACAAGGUCUAUGGAUACGCAACAAUUGAAGCGUUAUAUAGAAACCUUUCAGGAACUGUUUAACACUUUUGAUGUCACCGAUGACAACGAUAGUAAUCGGAUAAGUGUGGUGAUGGUUAACAUUAUUGCUUUGCUUGCAAAUCAGAUUCCUAAAACAGAUAGAAAUUUUGCAAAUAAGUUAAUUGACUGGAUGAAAAAGAUUUGCCGUGAAAAGACGUUACCAUCAAAAGUGGCUGCGAACAAUUUUGUUGCGUGUCUUAUAAACACAUCAAUGAGAUUUACUUCAUCGGCUGUUGUGUUGCGUCUGAUUGUUUCCGCAUUAGGUUCUACAAUCGGGUGGAUUAAUGGUGAAGCCACCGCAGAAGGUACCGAUAUGGCAAUGAUAAAUGAUAGUAAUUCCACUGUUGUGCUACAAACUGUGCUCAAUGAGUUGAAAAAUCACCAUGAUGACAUCAAUUGGAUUAUAAAACGUAUUAAAUUGGAAUAUGAUUACUUCGUACUUAUAAAUGUAGAUGCAUCGACAGCAGAUCAUCUGGCAGUAAAACGGAAAGAGCGAAAUACGUGCAGCAAACUAAUUGAAGUUAUUACUUUGCUAACAAAUAUUAAUAAUUUGGAUCACAAAAAACAACCUGGGUCUCUGACGGAAAAAAUACUUCAAACAACUAUUUCUAUUUUUAAACUCUUGACCACUCUAGCGAAUUAUUUUCAUUCCACCUCAACACCUUCAAAUUUAGCGUUCCAUGGUGCAAAUUUUGAUGGGUUGGUGCGUCACACAAUGAAGAAACUCGUCCCAGCGGUUUAUCAGCUGAUGCAAUCCAUAGAAGAAUCCUCAGAAGUUCAACACAUUCGCUCAAUACCGAACGUGAUUCUUGGAAUCGAAAGUUUGAAGAAAGCUGUGUUGCAGUUGUCAAUAAAAACUAAAGUUGAAGUAUAUGGCAAUUUGGGCAUUGGAAUUGUUCGCGGUUUUCGGGUUAAAGGACUAGAGAAACACGUGGGGCAACAAGAGGACGAUGAUUCACUAAUGACUGAAGAUAAUGAAGAAAUGUCCGAAAUUGUCGUCCCAACGCCUAGCGCCGAUGAAGAAGAAACUGAUGUUAACGCUAAAAAGCGCAAAAAGAAAUAAUUACUCAUUCAUUUUUAUUUAUUGUUUAAAGUGAUGUUAUAUAAACAUUUUGAAUUUUA